AUCUGUGGCGGCCGCUGAGCGGUGGCCGCGGUGGCAGCGGAGGAGAGCCCCAUGGUGCGAGUGUGCGGGCCGAGGAGGCUGAACGAGGCUGCGCCGCCAUGGGCUCCCUCUUCCGUAGCGAGAGCAUGUGCCUGGCGCAGCUCUUCCUGCAGUCGGGCACGGCCUACGAGUGUCUGAGCGCGCUUGGCGAGAAGGGCCUGGUGCAGUUCCGAGACCUCAACCAAAAUGUAAGUUCUUUCCAAAGAAAAUUCGUUGGUGAGGUAAAGAGGUGUGAAGAACUAGAACGAAUAUUGGUGUACCUGGUGCAGGAAAUCACCAGAGCUGAUAUUCCCCUGCCUGAGGGAGAGGCCAGUCCUCCCGCACCACCUGUUAAACAUGUUCUAGAAAUGCAGGAGCAGCUGCAGAAGCUCGAGGUGGAGCUCAGAGAAGUCACCAAGAACAAGGAGAAGCUGAGGAAGAACCUGCUGGAGCUGGUGGAGUAUACCCACAUGCUGAGGGUCACCAAGACCUUCCUUAAACGGAACGUGGAGUUUGAGCCAACUUACGAAGAGUUCCCCGCCUUAGAGAGCGACUCUCUGUUGGACUACAGCUGCAUGCAGCGGCUGGGCGCCAAGCUGGGAUUCGUUUCUGGCCUGAUUCAGCAAGGCAAAGUGGAAGCAUUUGAAAGAAUGCUGUGGCGGGCCUGCAAAGGGUACACCAUUGUGACCUAUGCAGAGCUGGACGAGGCCCUGGAAGACCCUGAGACGGGUGAAGUCAUAAAGUGGUAUGUGUUCCUGAUCUCGUUUUGGGGAGAGCAGAUUGGCCACAAGGUUAAGAAGAUCUGUGACUGUUACCACUGCCACAUCUACCCGUAUCCAAACACGGCCGAGGAGCGCAGGGAGAUCCAGGAGGGGCUCAAUACUCGGAUCCAAGACCUUUACACUGUGCUGCACAAAACGGAGGACUACCUGCGGCAAGUGCUGUGCAAGGCUGCCGAGUCCGUGUGCAGCCGUGUGAUACAGGUGCGGAAGAUGAAAGCCAUCUACCACAUGCUCAACAUGUGCAGCUUUGACGUCACCAACAAGUGCCUCAUAGCUGAGGUCUGGUGCCCCGAGGUGGACCUGCCCGGCUUGCGCAGAGCGCUGGAGGAAGGCUCGAGAGAAAGUGGAGCUACAAUCCCCUCGUUCAUGAACACAAUCCCUACGAAAGAAACGCCGCCCACUCUGAUCCGCACCAACAAAUUCACUGAAGGUUUCCAGAACAUCGUGGAUGCCUACGGUGUUGGGAGCUACAGAGAAGUGAACCCAGCUUUGUUCACCAUCAUCACCUUCCCGUUCCUGUUUGGCGUGAUGUUUGGUGACUUGGGGCACGGCUUUGUCAUGUUCCUGUUUGCCCUCUUACUGGUGUUGAAUGAGAAUCACCCCAGACUAAGCCAGUCACAGGAGAUCCUUAGGAUGUUCUUUGAUGGCCGAUAUAUCCUGCUGCUGAUGGGGCUGUUCUCCGUGUACACCGGCCUCAUCUACAACGACUGCUUCUCCAAGUCCCUGAACCUCUUUGGCUCUGGGUGGAACGUGUCUGCCAUGUACAGUUCCAGCCACUCCCCAGAGGAGCAAAGGAAAAUGGUGCUUUGGAAUGACAGCACCAUCAGGCACAGCAGGACGCUGCAGCUGGACCCAAACAUCCCUGGAGUUUUCCGAGGCCCCUACCCUUUCGGCAUCGAUCCUAUUUGGAACCUGGCCACAAAUCGCCUCACGUUCCUCAACUCCUUCAAGAUGAAGAUGUCUGUGAUUUUAGGAAUUUUUCACAUGACCUUUGGUGUCAUUCUGGGAAUAUUUAACCACUUGCACUUCAGGAAGAAGUUCAACAUCUACCUGGUCUCGGUCCCCGAGAUCCUGUUUAUGCUCUGCAUCUUUGGGUACCUGAUUUUCAUGAUCAUCUACAAGUGGCUGGCGUACUCGGCAGAGACCUCCAGAGAGGCCCCCAGCAUCCUCAUCGAGUUCAUUAACAUGUUCCUGUUCCCGUCCAGUGAGACACACGGCCUCUACCCGGGGCAGGCACACGUCCAGAAGGUGUUGUUGGCUCUCACCGUGCUGGCUGUCCCUGUGCUCUUCUUGGGAAAGCCGCUCUUUCUGCUGUGGCUGCACAAUGGGCGCAGUUGCUUCGGCGUGAGCCGGAGCGGCUACACGCUCGUGAGGAAGGACAGCGAGGAAGAGGUGUCUCUCCUAGGCAGCCAGGACAUAGAGGAGGGGAACAACCGCAUGGAAGAGGGCUGCCGAGAAAUGACCUGUGAGGAGUUUAACUUCGGGGAGAUCCUGAUGACUCAGGCCAUCCACUCCAUCGAGUACUGCCUUGGCUGCAUCUCCAACACUGCGUCCUACCUGAGGCUUUGGGCUCUCAGCCUGGCACACGCACAGCUCUCGGAUGUGCUGUGGGCCAUGCUGAUGCGUGUAGGCCUGCGUGUGGACAACACUUACGGGGUCCUGCUGCUGCUGCCCGUCAUGACUUUCUUUGCAGUUCUGACCGUUUUUAUCCUUCUGGUCAUGGAAGGGCUUUCUGCAUUUCUCCACGCCAUCCGGCUUCACUGGGUAGAAUUUCAGAACAAAUUCUACGUUGGUGCAGGUACCAAAUUCGUUCCUUUCUCCUUCAGUCUGCUGUCCUCCAAGUUCAGUAAAGAUGACAGCAUAGCAUGACCUCAUGCCGCAGCCAGCCCGCUCUGACUGACGGAGAACGAUCAUGUCAUAGAACUCACUCAAGUCAGAACUCACGGUGGGGACGCUCUACCCUCCUUGAUUGCCUUACGAUUCAGCCAAAUGGUUCUGGAAGAGACACCUCUCCCUCAUGUUGAAGAUUUUGUAAAACCCAGCACUCCGGACACAGAAAUUUCAUUGGUUUUUAUUAUGAGCAAAUAUAAGUGAAUGCCAACGCUACUUCAGAGUUAUUUUUUAAAAUGUAAGAUUGGAGGAGAGAAGCCAUCUGAACAGCUAGCCAAAAAUGGUCUAAGAUACUUCAUUCCUUUUCAACUUUAAAAAAAAAAAAAAACCAUGAAGUUACUCCAUCGCAAGAUGUCAGAUGAUAUUUUCCAACAGCUCGAGUUAAGCAUAGUUUUUUCCAGACCUUACUGCUGGGUCAUCGGCAGUUCCUGCUCGAGAUGUGUGCGAGCCCUCCCUGACUGCCCUCCGAACUACCGGAAGGGCAGUGUGACAGUCUGCUCUUCUGUUGACAAUUGGAGGCGAUGGGACAAAGUGACACAACAAUGGCUCUCCUGCUUUUUAAAGAUGCUUGUCCUCUACCCUUGUGUAAGAGCAGUCAUGACAGCCGCACAUUCUGAAAGAUGACCAACCGUCCUGAGCCUUAAAACCCAGGGGAGACAGGUGAAGAGCCGUGUGUAUUUUUAUAGCAAAGAGCAAAUGAAGAUAUUUUACCACAGAGACCGUGCUUCUACUUGAGCAGAAUUAUUUUUUACUUUCGCACUAAUUCUGAAUAAAGGUCCGAUGGCCACAGUUUAAUUUCCAAAGCGGUUGAGGUUAGCUGGAAACUGACUGUCACUAAUCUGUUAGUUUAUUAUCUCGGUGUAACGUCACCUGUCCCUGUGCUGCUCCGUGUUCAGUGAGGUUGGCUCAGUCCCUGGAACGCUGACCCAUGUCAUAGUCUUAGAAAUUAUGUUCACUUUCACAUCUUAUGUUACGUGAUUUUAGCUAAGUCUGUCAGAAAGAAAUCAGAGGCUGGGGUGUGGCCUGAUUGUCAGAUCUCCAGAAGCACUUCACCCGGGGGUGCUGGCACUCAGCCGGUCUUCCAAGCACUUAGAAGCAGGAGGAUCAGGAAGUUCAGGGUUACCCUUGGCUAUGUGAUAGGUUUGAGGCCAGCCUGGGCUAAGUGACACCCUGAAGAACGAACGGAGUCUAAGUCAUCUCUGCCAUUUUAAACUGCUGAGCUCCAUUCGACUGCAGGCCCCUCCAGCUCCGUGUGGUAGAGUGGGUCCCUUUCACUAAAAGCCAAGCCUCUGGCAGCCAGAAUUUAACCGCAUCCUGGGUCCUUUACGACCUCUCGGCCGAGAGGCAGGGGCUGCCUGUGCCGCAGCCGGAGGCUAAAGUCAGAUCUCCCCAGCUGCUGUGGAGUCCGAGCCCACGGCAGUGAGGCUCCACCUCUGUGUCCCAUGUCCCAGCUUCCCGCAGCUGUGAUGAGCUGGUGCUGCCCAGAGUGAGACCUGCCCUUACCUGAACCAGGUGUCACCCCCAUGUCACUCUUGUGACUGUGUCCCCAGGGUCUUUGGUCACCUCAGAGAUAACUGAAUCCAGGGACAAGAACCAAACAGGAGAUGCAGUUUCUGCCAUAUUUGCUGUCCCUGUUGUCUUUUUUUUUUUUUUUUCCGGAGCUGAGGACCGAACCCAGGGCCUUGCGCCUGCUAGGCAAGCGCUCUACCACUGAGCUAAAUCCCCAACCCCCUAGGGCCUCUUUUCUAACUGGCAUCACUUACUGGGUACAGAACUCAGAGCAAGAACGACUUCUCAGCUGAAGCCUGUUGCAGUUAUAGAGAAUGUCCUCGCAUAAAGUCACUCCUUUUGUGAACCCUCUUUCAAUAUAAUGGGGAGCAUUCUCACAGGGGAAGCAAGAAGCUGUCUGGAGGUGUCACAUGUUCAUCUCCCUAGAACAAUGUCAACGGAACCACGUCACAUAGACUUAAGCUGGUGGGAAGGCCCAAUACAGCCAGGAGAGGCAUGCAAAGGGCUUUGAGCUCCUGCACUCUCCCUCCUUCAUAGGACCUGGGACAGACUCCUUUCCCCCCACAUCCUCCCCUGGCCUUGGUUCUGGAGUGGGUCUGUACUCUAUGCUUGGAGACAUUUAAUGCCACCCGUGCAGGCAUUGGCAUAGUUCUCAGAUGGAUGGCACCACAGGUCUGCAAUGCUGGCCAUGGGUAUAAAGGCCAUUCGGACCCAGUGCUGUAUCUGCAGGAGUGUACUCAGGCACAGACUAUCCAUUGGUAACUUACAGGGCUGGCACGUCAAGCCGUGACUAAAAUCAAACCCAGCUCCAGGGCCACAUUUCUCUAUGGAGGGUGUAAGUCUGGAUUUGCUCACCUGCCACACUAUCCAGGCAGGCUUCAGAACUCUCCUGAUGCUGGGAGGAGGCAGUUUGCAGUAAAUGCUUGCUCUAACACAUCAAGAAGUCCUCAGACAAUACAACUCCACAGGAUCGAGGCUGAGUUCCGGAGCGGAAACUACGGGAGCCGGCCAGGACUGCAUUGUACUGAUACAUGCAUGGAAGGACUAAUCUGCCUGUCAGUAUUGAACUUCCUUUUGCUAGUGACAAAAUAAAUGUAUAUUUUUGAGAUGCCA
This is a messenger RNA of Rattus norvegicus (Norway rat), 5312 nucleotides long. RefSeq names its product ATPase H+ transporting V0 subunit a2 (gene Atp6v0a2). NCBI's taxonomy places the organism in Eukaryota, Metazoa, Chordata, Mammalia, Rodentia, Muridae. Gene Ontology annotation, cellular component: vacuolar proton-transporting V-type ATPase, V0 domain; membrane; proton-transporting V-type ATPase, V0 domain. The record is from RefSeq and is marked validated. The transcript has 20 exons. Gene Ontology annotation, biological process: proton transmembrane transport. Gene Ontology annotation, molecular function: proton-transporting ATPase activity, rotational mechanism. Bases 99 to 2669 code for a protein of 856 amino acids.